Micromonas pusilla CCMP1545 is the source of this 693-nucleotide messenger RNA. RefSeq lists its product as uncharacterized. Gene Ontology annotation, molecular function: threonine-type endopeptidase activity. The transcript has 2 exons. The record is from RefSeq and is a predicted model, not a curated record. Bases 1 to 693 code for a protein of 230 amino acids. NCBI's taxonomy places the organism in Eukaryota, Viridiplantae, Chlorophyta, Mamiellophyceae, Mamiellales, Mamiellaceae. Gene Ontology annotation, cellular component: HslUV protease complex; proteasome core complex.
AUGUUGCGCCGUUGCGCGAAACAAGUCGCGGCCGCGGUCGGGACGCCGUGGACCGCCAGGACGUUCUCGGCGUCUUCCGCGCACGCGACGACGGUGUUAUGCGUCCGUAAAGGCGACGAGGUCGUCGUCAUGGCGGACGGUCAAGUGACCUUAGGCAGUCAGGUGAUCAAGCCGAACGUGAAGAAAGUCCGUCGGUUAUCCGGCGGGGUCGUCGGAGGAUUCGCGGGGGCGACCGCGGACGCGUUCACGCUCUUCGAGCGACUCGAGAUGAAGCUGGAGGAGCACCCCGGGCAGCUCACGCGCGCGGCGGUAGAGCUCGCGAAGGCGUGGCGCAACGACAAAUACUUGAGGCGGCUCGAGGCGACGAUGAUCGUCGCGGACAAGGAUCACACGUUUCAGAUCACCGGCGGCGGCGACGUCAUCGAACCUCACGACGGCGUCGUCGGAAUAGGAUCCGGCGGUUCGUUCGCGACGGCCGCGGCGAGGGCGCUCAUGGACAUCGACGGCAUGGACGCGUUGAAAAUAGCGACCAAGUCCAUGAACAUAGCCGCGGACGCGUGCGUGUACACGAACCACAAUUUCAUCACCGAGACGAUCGGUCCGAACGACGACGCGAGCGCGAGCGCGAACGCGGAGGACGCGACGGAGGGGGAGAACAAGGAGGGGAAGGGAGCGAAAGCGUCGAAGAAGUGA